Molecule: messenger RNA, 3308 nt
Organism: Mytilus trossulus (common blue mussel)
Lineage: Eukaryota; Metazoa; Mollusca; Bivalvia; Mytilida; Mytilidae
Exons: 2
Coding region: 427-2844 (805 amino acids)
Molecular function (GO): nucleic acid binding; zinc ion binding
Source: RefSeq, a predicted model, not a curated record
UUUGAAAUGUAAUUCCAAAUUGUUGGGUUACUUCAUUAAUUAUUACUGAAGUUAUUUAUUUUAUUUGUAAUACUUGUAGAUACGAUUUUUGGGUAUUUGCGCAUACAUGUAACGUUGCGCUCUUAUGAAUUGCUAUAUUUCCCGUUUUUAAAGUUUUAUGACGUUUAGCCUUUUACGUACGUUACGUUGUCUAUAGUUUUUAUUCAUUACAAAUUAUUUGAUUACGGAGACACAUCGUUAUUUAUAGAGAGAUCAUAAUCGAGAAUCGGUUGAUAUAAUAUAUGAGUAUAAGAAGCCAAAAUUAAGUGUAAUUUUGAGGAAUAAAAGAUACAUAUUUAUACCGCAUACUUGAGUUAUCGUCUUAUUAUAAUUUGAUGCCUGCCUGAAUGAUGUGAUCCGCUACAAUUCUCGAUUACUCCAAAAAAGAUGGAUAGCGAAGAAGCGUAUGAAGAAUCUCGGAAGAGAAGAACAGUUAAUUUGUCUCAGCUAACUAAGUUAUACAAUGAACUAGAAACAAAGAUGAUUUCACGGGAUAAUGUGAAACUUGUGAAAACAUUAUUCACAAAAUUGUGCGACCGAUAUGAACAAUUUAAAACUGCACAUCUGGAAUGUUUGGAUUUGUGUACAAACUCGGAUAUUUUUGAAACACUAGAAAUGAACUUUGAUAGUUCACAGAAAAACUUUACAGAAUUUCGUGAAAGAUUCAAUGAGUGGAUGCGCGAACCAGAAAUUACAAAAGAUGAAGAAGACAAGAAUAGCCGUGUCACGUCGGUGUCUCGGACUUCAUCGUCAACACAGUAUAGGCUGAAGCUAGCGAGGGCCAACCGCUUAAAGGCCGAGGUUCAAGUGAAGAAAAUGGAAGAAAAGCAAAAACUAGAACGCGCUCGUCGAGAAAUAGAAAUGAAAGAACAGAUGUUAGAAAGAAAAAGUCAGCUAGAAGAAGCAAAGUUAGAAGAAUCUGUGUGGCAAGAAGAAGAAGAAGAAGAAGAUACUGAGGUGACAUCUAAGAUCCAGCAAAACAUAAACGUGCCAUUUAACACAGAAAAUAAGACACUUAAUAAUAAGGAACAUGUUACAACAAAGAGUACAGAAAAUGCCGUUUCAGGGAUAGAGUGCACCACUGCCGGAAGUUUACAGUCAAGCAGCAGCAUCGAUACUGCAUUCCAAAGAUUAGCAUCAACACUACAAGAAGGAUUCAAUCUACCUAAACCUGAACUUUUGACUUUUGAUGGAAAGCCCACAGAUUACUGCAAAUUUAUAAAGAACUUUGAAACGAAUGUUGAAUGUAGAGUUACAGAUGAUCAGUUAAAGUUAAGUUAUUUAAUACAGUAUUGUAAUGGUGAGGCUAAAUCUUCGAUUGAAGAUUGUGUAUUGUUAGAGAAAAAGGGUUAUGAACGUGCUAGGUCUAUUUUACACUCACGUUAUGGCAGGUCACACAUGAUAGUUAGGUCUUAUAUAGAAAAUCUUGUAUAUGGUGCCCCGAUAAAGGCGUCAGAUUUUGAGUCACUUUCAAAAUUAGCUCUUGAAAUGCAAAAGUGUGAGAUAACUUUAUCACAAUUAGGAUAUGUUUCUGAUAUAGAUAAUACUGAUAAUCUUAGAAAGAUUGUAAAGCGUUUACCUAUGCAUUUAAGGGUAAAAUGGGUUGAUAUUGCUCAUUCCAUAACUGAAAAUGGUAGAGAACCUAGAUUUUCUGAUUUAGCAAAUUUUAUUGAUAAAAAGUCUCGUCUAGCUUCGUCAAUGUUUGGUCUAGAUCUCGUAAGAGAAAACUCAAAUACAUAUAGAAAAGAUAUAGACAAACGUACUGAUAUGAAUACAAGAGAGAAGGUAUCUACAUUUGCGUCUAAUAAUAAUAUGUAUGACAGCAAGGCUACGACAGAAGAUCGUAAAUGUAUUUGUUGUAAUGGUACAUGUAAUAAUUUAGAAUUGUGUGUAAAAUUCAAGUCUAUGAGUUUAACCGAUAGAGUCAAUUUUGUAAGAACUGCUAAGCUAUGUUUUAAUUGUUUAAAGGGUAAACAUUUUUCAAGGGACUGUAGAAAAGCUAAAAUGUGUACUGUAGAAAAUUGUAGCUCUAAACAUCACAUUUUAAUGCAUAGUUGGGGUAAAAAUAACAACACUGAUCACACGGCUACAAAGGUAAGCGUCCAUUGUUCAUCCGCCGGGACAGUUAUUAAGAAUUGUCUAGGAAUUAUACCCGUCGAGGUUAAAGGGUCAAAUGGGAAAACUUGUCAAACUUAUGCCUUGAUUGAUGAUGGAGCGGAUAAAACGUUAUGUGACGAGCGUUUGAUAAAAAUGCUAGAAACCGAAAGUAGACCGGUUACAUUUAAAAUGACAACAGCAACAGCACAGCGAGUCCGACAUGAAGGUCAAGAGGUUGACUUACAUGUACAAUCAGUUGGCAGCAACUGUCCGAUAACACUUAGUAAGGUAUGGUCAGUUAAAAAUCUACCGAUAUCGACACACUCAGCCGCAAAUAAUAAAGAUAUUAAGAGUAUUAAACACUUGUCAGAUAUUUAUAUACCAGAAAUAAGCAGCAAUAAAGUUCUGCUUCUAAUAGGCACCGAUACACCAGAAGCACAUAUUCCGAUAGAAGUGCGUUCAGGAAGUAGUCAUGAGCCAUAUGCCGUACGAACGCGCUUAGGAUGGAUCGUUAGAGGACCAAUCAACAACACAAGCACCAGUGAUGUAGUUAACGUCAAUUUUGAGCAUGCAGAUAAUGUAAUUUUGCAGCAGCAGUUAGAGCGACUUUGGACCACUGAUUUUCUCGAUCAGCCUAGCACGGAGAAAGUAUGCAUGUCUCUGGAGGAUAAACGCGCCUUGAAAACAAUGGAGUCAACAAUAGCCUAAGAAGAUGGACACUAUAAACUCGGAUUACCGUGGCGGGAUGAAAAUGUAAAAUUGCCGAAUAAUUUGCCUUUAGCACAUGCUCGAUUGAAUCAAUUACACCGCAAAUUGUCACAUGAUCCGAAGCUGCAUGAAAUGUACACAGCAACAGUAAGUGAUUAUAUACAAAAAGGAUAUGCAAAGGAAGUUACUGAUGUAAGUAAUGAGUCAAGUCACAUAUGGUACCUUCCACACCACCCUGUCACAAAUGAACAUAAACCCGGAAAGGUGAGAGUAGUCUUCGAUUGUGCAGCCAAAUUUAAAGAUGUUUCGCUAAAUAGCCGAUUAUUACAAGGUCCAGACUUUAUGAACAGCUUGGUAGGAGUUCUAAUGAGAUUUAGACAAGACCACAUUGCAUUAGCUGCUGAUAUAGAGGCUAUGUUUCAUCAAGUCCGCGUGAAAGACGAUGACUGUGAUGCUUUACGAUU